Messenger RNA from Gossypium raimondii (Peruvian cotton), 944 nucleotides. RefSeq names its product transcription factor MYB30. The record is from RefSeq and is a predicted model, not a curated record. The transcript is spliced from 3 exons. NCBI's taxonomy places the organism in Eukaryota, Viridiplantae, Streptophyta, Magnoliopsida, Malvales, Malvaceae. Bases 50 to 829 code for a protein of 259 amino acids.
AAUUCAUUUCUCUACCCAUCUCCAAACAGAGCUCAAGGAGAGAGAAAGAAUGGUGAGAGCUCCAUGCUGUGAGAAAAUGGGAUUGAAGAAAGGUCCUUGGACCCCUGAAGAGGAUCAGAUUCUUAUCAAUUACAUUCAACUCCACGGCCAUGGCAACUGGCGAGCUCUCCCCAAACAAGCUGGUCUAUUGAGGUGUGGAAAGAGUUGCAGACUACGAUGGACCAACUAUUUGAGGCCAGACAUUAAACGAGGGAAUUUCACCAGGGAAGAAGAGGAUACCAUUAUCAACUUACAUGAAAUGCUUGGUAAUAGAUGGUCGGCAAUUGCGGCGAGGUUACCGGGAAGAACGGACAACGAAAUUAAAAACGUAUGGCACACCCACUUGAAGAAGAGGCUCAAACACAGCCAUGGGUCCAAUGCCAAUAACCGACAACCUAUUGAUCCUUCCAAAGACAUCAAAAGAGAACAACAACCCGUGACAAUUUACAGUCAAGUUUCCCCACCACAAUCCAGCAGCGACGUUUCCACAAGCGAAAACAACAGCAACACCAACACCUCCACCACCAAAACUGAAACCAACGAAGACGUCUCUGAAAUCGAUGAAAACUUCUGGUCCGAAGUAUUAUCGGCUGAUAACUCAAGCAUGGAAGCCAAUUUCCGAGUGGUUGGUUCGGACCAAUAUUUCCCAAGCUCUCCGCCUCCUUCAUUACCAGCAUUGGAAACAGUGAAUGGCUAUGGUUCCAAUCUUUAUGAUACCGAUGCUAACAUGGAUUUUUGGUAUAUUCUUUUCACCAGAGCCGCGGACUUACCUGAACUACCUGAAUUUUGAGUUGCCUAUUUUUGUAAUUAGCUUUAGUGGUAACCUUUUAGUUUCUUUGAUUAUUCAGAUUGGACUAGAAUAAAAUGAAAAAAAGAAAAAUGUAUCCAUCUUGAUAUUGUCAAAA